Acinonyx jubatus (cheetah) is the source of this 776-nucleotide messenger RNA. RefSeq names its product IQ domain-containing protein F1. The transcript has 4 exons. Bases 140 to 766 code for a protein of 208 amino acids. The record is from RefSeq and is a predicted model, not a curated record. Gene Ontology annotation, molecular function: calmodulin binding. Lineage: Eukaryota; Metazoa; Chordata; Mammalia; Carnivora; Felidae.
CUCAACUAUUGGGAGCAUCCUUGUGCCUGAGUCACAGCUGCCCUUAUGACAUCAUAGGUCUCCCCCUCCACUUCAUCUACCCAUCCAUGGCUAGAGGAAGACAGACCUGAGGGGAUUUGAACCAUCUACACCCAAUCCAAUGGAGAAGGACCAGCCUCAAAAUAUUAAUGAACCCACUGAAGAUGAGUCUCAGCAGAAAGAGGAACCGACCAGUUUAUCCUCAGUACCACUGACCUCAGAGAAUAAUGUAGAGGCUGAAGAUGUAAAUACAGUUGAGACACAGAUAGUGGAUGGUGCUGAUAAGAAAGCUAGACAAAUCCCAAGAAAUCAAAAUAAGCCCUCUACCAGUAAUAAUCAAGAAGUCAUAAAGAUCCAGGCCUGGUGGCGAGGCACCCUGGUGCGCCGGACACUACUGCACGCGGUAAUCAGAGCGCUGAUCAUCCAGCGCUGGUGGAAGCACAUCCUGACAAAGCUAAUGGAGAGGAGGCGGCGGACAGCACUGGAGACCUUUACACGGAAGGAGUGGGCGGCAGUCAAGCUGCAGUCCUGGGUCCGCAUGUGGCGCAUCCGGAGGCGCUAUUGCCGUUUGCUCAAUGCUGUCCGCAUUAUCCAGGCCUACUGGAGGUGCCACUCCUGUGCUUCCCAGGGAUUCAUCAAGGGCCAGUACAGAGUCACUGCCAACCAGCUGCAUCUGGAGCUAGAGAUCUUGCUGGGCUCAGGGCCUUGCAUUGUGACAGAGUGUAUUCCCCUCCCAAUAAAACAGUGAAGUGGUCUUC